AUGGGUAAACUGAUCCCAGCUCAAGAAGCGGCCAGGAUCUACCACACCAACUAUGUGAGAAACGCCAGAGCCAUCGGAGUGCUGUGGAUCAUCUUAACCAUCUGCUUUGCCAUCAUCACCAUGGUGGUGUUCAUCCAGCCCUACUGGAUCGGGGACAGUGUGGACACACCACAGUCCGGAUACUUCGGGCUUUUCCACUACUGCAUCGGAAACCCCAUCACAGGAGAGCUGGUGUGUAAAGGAAGCGCUCUGGACUUCGGAUCCAUUCCCUCUGGAGCCUUUAAAACGGCCAUGUUCUUCGUGGGGAUUUCAUUCCUGCUGGUUGUGGGCACCAUCGGCUGCUUCAGUCUCUUCUUCUUCUGUAACGCAGGCAGUGUGUAUAAGAUCUGUGCGUGGAUGCAGCUCGCCGCCGCCACCUGUAUGGCCAUCGGCUGUAUGAUAUACCCAGACGGAUGGGACUCGGAGGAGGUGAAGCGCAUGUGUGGCCAGCGCACAGAUAAGUACACGCUGGGGAACUGCACAGUGCGCUGGGCUUUCAUCCUGGCCAUCAUCAGCAUCACGGAUGCCCUUGGUCUCUCCUUCCUGGCCUUUGUACUGGGCAACCGACAGGACAAACUGCUACCCGAGGACUUCCAGGUGGACGAGAACACAGAAGAUGCAUGAAGCCUCGGAUCUCCUCGUCUAUUUAUGGAACCGCGUCAGCCAAAACAUCUUUGACCAUUUUUCAUCGAUGGAUUUUCUUCAACUGUUGUUAAAGGGAAGACUUUUAAUAUUAAA
Messenger RNA from Neoarius graeffei (lesser salmon catfish), 777 nucleotides. It is a transcript of the gene lhfpl5a, whose product is annotated as LHFPL tetraspan subfamily member 5a. Gene Ontology annotation, cellular component: plasma membrane. Gene Ontology annotation, biological process: detection of mechanical stimulus involved in sensory perception; sensory perception of sound. The record is from RefSeq and is a predicted model, not a curated record. The transcript has 3 exons. NCBI's taxonomy places the organism in Eukaryota, Metazoa, Chordata, Actinopteri, Siluriformes, Ariidae. Bases 1 to 663 code for a protein of 220 amino acids.